AUGAUACCUGGCGUCGACUCACCGUAUCUCAAUCCCGCCCUUCGCGGGAUCCUCAACGGGAUCGUCUUCUGCAUCGCCCUGUUCAUGCUCGAAAGAUCGGCAGACGUGUUCGUCGAUAGCACCUCGAUCGUCGCAAAGAGACUAGGAUUACCAACGAUCUUGGUCGGUCUGUUGACUGCAGGAGCCGAAUGGGAAGAGCUUGCCGUAGUUGUCUCCUCCUUGAGCGAAGGCAACCCCUCUCUCGCCGUAUCCAAUGUGAUCGGAUCGAUGACGGCCAAUAUCCUGGGCUCCUUUUCUAUCGGGCUGUUAUUCCGCCCAGCUGCUCUGAACAACAACGAAAUGUUCUCCUCCCGGCUCUACGUCUCCCUGAUGCUCUUCCUGAGUUUUAUCUUGAUCGUCGCCGGUCCUGGAUGGGGAUGGAUCCUGCGAGGGCUUCAAGUGGGUAUCCCAGUAAAACGGGCUAGGAGAGCUCAGUCAGCGGGGAAAUGGGCUGGGAUCGUCCUCCUCUGCUUGUUCGGAGUCUACGUAGCAGGAAUCGCUUGGGGGAUCUACCGGGGUACCGUAACCCCGCCCGAAGGAUCCGACAGUGAUUCUUCCGAUACCGAUAGCGACUCCGAGAUGGAAGACGAGGAUCUUUUGGAUCCUGAAUCCCUCAACACUCAGAGACCUCUUCCUGCAGCUCAAGCUAGUCUGACGCCCGAUGUCCGGACGCCAACCGAGAGAUCGCCGUUGAUACGCACCGUAUCGCUUCCUCCUCCCUCGGCAAUCACGCAACGAAGGGGUCCGACCUCGACGACCCAUCAUGUCGUCAGGUUGAUCGGAUCGACGGCGAUCCUUUCACUUUCGGGUUACUUGCUGUCAAACACGACUUCUACGCUCGCCGUCUUGCUCGGCUUGUCACAGUCGACGCUGGGUCUGACUCUCUUGUCCAUCGCGACGACCUUGCCGGAAAAGCUCGUGGCCUACAAGAGUGGCAGGAAGAGCCAGACCGGGGUCUUGAUCGCGAACACGGUUGGCAGCAACGUAUUUCUCGGCACCUUGGUGCUCGGGAUCGUUUGGACCGUCUCGGGCGAGUUGCCUUUCACUUCUGGUAACGCCUCGGGAAGGAUUAGAGGGAUCAAGGGACUAAGGUGGAUCUGGGUGGAUGUCAUCGUGGUCGUCGCUAGUUCGCUUCUCAUGUGGACCGUCGUCUGGUUUGGGCUGUUCAAGAGGAGCAUCGGUGUUGCCAUGUUAUUGUUGUAUACGACCUACAUUGUAACAAUCUUCUUGAGAUGA
This is a messenger RNA of Filobasidium floriforme, 1275 nucleotides long. RefSeq lists its product as uncharacterized. Bases 1 to 1275 code for a protein of 424 amino acids. The transcript has 2 exons. Gene Ontology annotation, biological process: intracellular calcium ion homeostasis; calcium ion transmembrane transport. Gene Ontology annotation, cellular component: membrane. NCBI's taxonomy places the organism in Eukaryota, Fungi, Basidiomycota, Tremellomycetes, Filobasidiales, Filobasidiaceae. Gene Ontology annotation, molecular function: calcium, potassium:sodium antiporter activity; calcium channel activity. The record is from RefSeq and is a predicted model, not a curated record.